AUGGAAAUUAUUGAAUUUCUACAAACAACCGAACAAAAAAAUACUAAAAGUUAUAUUGGAAUGAAGGUUAAAGAAAAGCUAAAGGAAUAUGAAGGGGUGUUAAAAGAACGACAACAAAUUUUAGCAAAUAUUUUAGAUUUUGAAAAUAUGCAAUACAAUGAAGAACUUAUUCUACUAAUGAAUGAAAAAUUAAAUGAACAAUUUCGAAAACGUCUUGACUGGCUAAAUACGAAACGCAUGGAAGAGCACGAGGCCCAAGAGGAACUAGUUAAAUUAAAAAAUCAACAAAGAGAAUUAGAAAAUUGUGAAGAAUGGCGACAUUUGCAGAGCAAACAACUACUUCUGGACAGCAAAAAAGGACAACUCUAUCAAAUCGAAGAAAAGAAGAUGAUAAUACAAAAAGAAAAGGAAAUCGAUCAAAAGUGGCAUGAAGUAAUGCUGCGUUUAAAUCGUGAGAAAGAAUAUCAGGAGAUAUAUGAAAAUAAAUUACUUAAAGUUAUAGAAGAUGCAAAUCAGUUGAAAAAUCAAGAAAUCCAUGAUCGUAUUAAAAAGCAACAGCAGGAAGAGUAUGAACAAAAUAAAAGGGAAUAUCAAGUGGAAAACCAAAAAGCUUUAUUCAUGGAAGAUAAAUAUCGACGAAAUGAAAAACGCAAAGAAAUCUUGAACAGAACUCGUCACGAUCAAUUGCUAAAGUCCCAAAUUGCAGAUAAUUUUGAAAGAAUGCGCUUGGAAACUGAAAUGUCUUUGAACGAAGCUCGCUUGCUAAAGGAACGUGAGGAUCAGCAAAUUUUGUUGGAACUAGAUCAAACUGAGAGAGAAAAGAUGCGCAAUAAUGUUUGGCAAAAGUAUUAUUUAAAAAAUUGUCAAAAAGAGAAGCAACAAAAAUUGAAAGAAACCAAUGAUUUUGAAGAAAAAUAUUCAAAUACUGGGUGUGUUUUGCAGCAAAGUCUUAAGAAACCAUAUGGUAAAAGUUCGCGUUAG
Molecule: messenger RNA, 981 nt
Organism: Lucilia cuprina (Australian sheep blowfly)
Lineage: Eukaryota; Metazoa; Arthropoda; Insecta; Diptera; Calliphoridae
Product: inner centromere protein
Exons: 7
Coding region: 1-981 (326 amino acids)
Source: RefSeq, a predicted model, not a curated record